ACCCUGCAGGGCUGCCGCGACGCGGAGGGUGCGCAGCACCGCGGUGGCCGUGGCCGCGUGGGCAGGUGCACGGCGUACGCGCCGGGGUGGGGCUUGUCCCCCGGACCAGAGGUCACCAGGCCUGCGGCCGCAGCGGAGGCUACUACCCGGGCGCUCGCCUGCCAGCGGCGGGAGUGAGGACGGAGGGGCCGAGCUGGUGGCGGACAGCCGCGGACACGGAAAAGUAGGCGUCCCCAGCCUCGGCCUUCGUCUGACCCCCUUCCGGGUGAGACUGCCGCUUUCCGUCUCUUCGCUGCCCGCGCGAUGUCCCUUUAAGAGUUUUGGCGGAACGAAAAGGACUCGCCAGCCUUCCGGGUCGCCGCUGCCGGGAAGGGCCGCGCGGAGUCGGGCCCGACCGCGUCUCCCUCCCUGCCCGCCCUGUCUGCGGGGGACGGCCGCGGGCGCCUCUUGCGCGACGAUCCCCUGCCCGGCCCGGGCGCUGGAGUCCGAGUCCCGCGGCCUUGCGGGGUCCGCGCCCGGCGGCGGAUGGGCGGCCGGGGCCUCAGGGCUGGCUGCUGGCGGGAUGGGCAUCCUGGAGGAGGAGGCUGGGCCCAAUGGGAGCACAGCGCUGCCUCCGCCCCUGGCGCCCAACAUCAGCGUGCCGCACGGCUGUCUGCUGCUGCUCUAUGAGGACAUCGGCACCUCGAGGGUCCGGUACUGGGACCUUCUGCUGCUCAUCCCCAAUGUGCUCUUCUUCAUCUUCCUGCUCUGGAAGCUUCCGUUUGCCCGGGCCAAGAUUCGAGUCACCUCUAGCCCCAUCUUCAUCACCUUCUAUAUCCUGGUGUUCGUGGUGGCGCUGGUGGGCAUUGCCCGGGCCGUGGUGUCCAUGACGGUCAGCACCUCGGAUGCUGCGACCGUUGCUGAUAAGAUCCUGUGGGAGAUUACCCGCUUCUUCCUGUUGGCCAUCGAGCUGAGCGUGGUCAUCCUGGGCCUUGCCUUUGGUCACCUGGAGAGCAAGUCGAGCAUCAAGCGGGUGCUGGCCAUCACCACGGUGCUGUCGCUGGCCUACUCAGUCACCCAGGGCACACUGGAGAUCCUGUACCCCGACGCCCACCUCUCGGCCGAGGACUUCAACAUUUACGGGCACGGCGGCCGCCAGUUCUGGCUGGUCAGCUCCUGCUUCUUCUUCCUGGUCUACUCUCUGGUGGUCGUGCUCCCCAAGACCCCGCUGAAGGAGCGCAUCUCCCUGCCCUCGCGGAGGAGCUUCUACGUGUACGCGGGCAUCCUGGCGCUGCUCAACCUGCUGCAGGGGCUGGGCAGCGCGCUGCUGUGCGCCGACGUCAUCGAGGGGCUCUGCUGCGUGGACGCCACCACCUUCCUCUACUUCAGCUUCUUCGCGCCCCUCAUCUACGUGGCCUUCCUGCGGGGUUUCUUCGGCUCAGAGCCCAAGAUCCUCUUCUCCUACAAAUGCCAAGUGGAUGAGACUGAGGAACCAGACAUGCACCUGCCCCAGCCCUACGCUGUGGCCCGGCGGGAGGGCCUGGAGACGGCGGGGGCUGCCAGCACGCAGUUCGACUCGGCCAGUGGGGUGGCCUACCUGGACGACGUGGCUUCCAUGCCCUGCCAUGCUGGCAGCAUCAACAGCACGGACAGCGAGCGCUGGAAGGCUAUCAAUGCCUAGUGUGGCUGCCCCGGCCUGAGGGUCUACUGGGGCCAGCGGAGGACGGGCUGGUGGGGGGCCCAGGAGCGCUGAGCGCCCGGCAGAGGAGGACGAGGGGAUAGGACCGAGUGUGGGCGGGAGCCCUGUGUGGGCCUGUCCUGCCCUCGGCCACCCCUGCUCCAGCUGGGGGCCGCCUCCCCCUCCCACUGGCCCUUGCCCUGCUAGGUGACUUGGCCCAGACUCUGAUGUCCCAGGGCUGGGUCUGGCUCUAUUGGCCGAGGGCCCCUCUCUGCAGCCUGGGCCCCAAGGACUGGUCUGGCCCGCCCCCUCCCCAAAGCCCACUGCCGGGUGGGCUGAAGUGUGUAUAUUUUCUUGAUCUAUUUUCUAAUAAAAAGGAAAAGGAGCAGAA
Molecule: messenger RNA, 2048 nt
Organism: Camelus dromedarius (Arabian camel)
Lineage: Eukaryota; Metazoa; Chordata; Mammalia; Artiodactyla; Camelidae
Gene: TPRA1
Product: transmembrane protein adipocyte associated 1
Exons: 12
Coding region: 563-1660 (365 amino acids)
Biological process (GO): G protein-coupled receptor signaling pathway
Cellular component (GO): plasma membrane
Molecular function (GO): G protein-coupled receptor activity
Source: RefSeq, a predicted model, not a curated record